UUGUGCCUGUCUUGAUUACUUGAUAUGCAGGUGAUACUUGCAUGGCUGGAGGUUCCUUUAAUUCAACCCCUGUGUUGGAAUCUCCCGUUAAGUCUCAUGUGCUUGAAAAUAUACAUCACGGUGCCGAUUUCGAGAAUUCUUCUUGUGCUUCUCCAACUGUUAUCGAGGCCACCAGUCCUCCUCAAAGCGAAACCCACGAGGAUGCAGUUAAAGUACCUAGUGGUCAGAAUCCUCCAGUUCCAAAGGUCAUUGACUCUCAGGAAACAAAAGGAAGUGAUACCUCUGAUGGUGACAAGAGUUUCAGUUUCGAGGUCACUCCUUUGGCAGAUAUGUCUGAAAAAGAGUCUGGCAAGAGUUGGCAACCAUUUGCCGCUGUACAGGCGGCGAUAACAUCUGUGAUUGUGGGACCCUCCCCUUCAACUUCUGGCUUAGAGAAAGCAGAUGCCAAGAUCUCUCAAGAUGUAUCUCAUGGAGGUCUCCAGGUGUCUAAUAGGGAGGUAACACGUAGUGGUUCUAAAGGAACUCCUGAGAGGAAAACAAGGCGACCUUCUGGUAAGGGCAAAGAAAGUACUAAGAAAGGAAAUGCUGGGAAAGAGACUCCUCUGAGGCAAUUACAAAGCGGGGAAAGAACCAGUAAUGUGUCUGUGAGCUCAUCUGGCAUUGUCCAGCUUGUGCAAUCUAAUGAGAUGCAGCACCAUGGGCAUAGUGAGGCAAGCAGCAUCAAACCGUUUGGAGUUCUUACUACCUCAGCGUCUAGUCUGCCAGAUUUGAAUACAUCGGUUUCUUCAACUAUUAUAUUUCAACAACCUUUCACAGACUUACAGCAAGUGCAAUUGCGUGCUCAGAUUUUCGUUUAUGGGGCUUUGAUACAAGGGACAGUACCUGACGAGGCAUAUAUGAUAUCAGCAUUUGGUGGUCCUGAUGGUGGCAAGAGCAUGUGGGAGAAUGCAUGGCGCACAUGUAUUGAGAGGCUUCAUAAUCAAAAAUCACAUUCAGUUAAUCCAGAAACUCCUCUACAACCCCGUUCAGGUGGUAGACUUCCCGAUCAAGCAAUUAAACAAAGUUCAAUUCAAAGUAAGGUUAGCCCUUCUCCUGUUGCUCGAGCCAGUGGGAAGAAUACUCCUGCUGUGAACCCUAUAGCACCCCUUUCCUCACCAAUAUGGAGCAUUUCUACACCUUGUGAUUCCUUGCAAUCUACUGGUCUGCCAAGAGGUGCUUUGACAGAUUACCAGCCAGCACUCUCUGGAUUGCAUCCUCAUCAAACUCCACCUGUUAAAAAUUUUGGACAUGGCAGUUCUUGGUUAUCCCCAGCCUCUUUUCGCAAUCCGUGGGUUGCUCCUCCUCAGACUUCUGCAUUUGAUACUGGUGCUCGUUUCUCUGUUUUACCAAUUACUGAGACAGUUCAGUUAACUCCUGUAAAGGAAGCAUCCAUCUCUCAAUUGUCUGGCAUAAAGCAUGUUUCCCAGGGCCCUCCUGCUCAGACUGGGAGUCCUGUUGCUGUUUUUGCAGGAACUCCUCUGAUUGAAGCGAAGAAGGUGACAGCAGCACCUGGUCAGCACUCUGCUGAUCCAAAGCCGAGGAAAAGAAAAAAGGUUCCAGUUUCUGAUGGACCUGGCCAGAUUGUAUUUAAUUCUCAAUCACAGGCAGAGCCAGCGUCUAUUCCUGCUGUUACAGGUCAUCUGUCUACAUCCGUGUCUAUCGCAACCCCUACUAACAUUGUGUUUAAGGCAUCAUCAGAUAAGUUAAUUGCCUCUUUACCUCUGUCUACCCGUGCUGGUCACAUGAGAAAAGGGGAGUUUGAGGCAGAGCCAAGGACUAUUUUGCCAGAGGAGACCCUUGUUAAACUGAAAGAGGCCAGGGUCCAGGCAGAGGAUGCUGCUGCUCUUGCUGCUUUUGCAGUUGGUCGCAGCCAAGAGCUGUGGACAGAGAUAGGCAAGCAUAAAAAUUCUGGUUUAGAGCCUGAUGCUGAAACCAGAUUAGCUUCUGCAGCAGUUGCAAUAGCAGCAGCUGCUGCUGUUGCAAAGGCUGCGGCUGCUGCCGCCAAUGUAGCGUCCAGUGCUGCUUUACAGGCAAAAGUCAUGGCUGAUGAAGCAUUGUUCUCAAGUGGCAGUGGAAGUUGUGAUCAAAGUAAUGGCAUUUCCUCAUCUAAUAGUGUGAGAAACAUGGGACAAGCUACUCCUGCAUCCAUCUUGAAGGGUGAAGCUGCAACAAACAGUUCUAACUCCGUUAUUGUUGCUGCAAGGGAGGCUGCUAGGAGGAGGGUUGAAGCUGCAACAGCUGCUUCAAAGCGAGCAGAAAAUAUAGAUGCCAUAGUAAAAGCUGCUGAGCUGGCUGCAGAAGCUGUUUCUCAGGCGGGAAGACUUGUUGCCAUGGGUGAUCCUUUGCCAUUGAGUCAACUAGUAGAAGCUGGUGCAGAUGGUUAUUGGAAAGUAUCUCACAUACAUCCUGAGCAGGUUGUCAAGUCAAACCAGUCAAGUAAAGGCCAGAUGAAUAUGUUCAGUGGUGGACAAGGUCCUGAUACUUGGGCCAGGCAUUCUCAAGAAGCUUCUUUAGGCAAGAAAGAUGCACGGGUUAGCAACCAUGGCACACGGGAUAUAUCCAAGGAGUUGGAGGACAAUGUGAAAUUGGUAGAUGGCAUCUCUGGUUCAGUUGCUGAUAGUGGAAAGAACAUAAAGGGACAAAAAGGGUCAAAAACUUUAGAUUUGGCUAAAGCUGUUUCAGUGGUCUCUGAAUCUGAGAUGGGGUUGAAAUCUGCCAGUGCCUCUCAUAUUGAGAAUGAAAAGACAAGAGAAAAUUCUAAAGGGAAUGACAUCAGUGAGGGGUCACACGUAGAGGUUUUUAAGGAUGGACUUGGAUUUAAAACGGCAUGGUAUUCUGCUGAUGUAUUGACUUUGAAGGACGGAAAAGCUUAUGUGUGCUAUGCUGAACUUUCAUCAGAUGAAGGUGUGGAGAAGUUGAAGGAAUGGGUAGCGCUUGAAGGUGAAGGAGAAAAGGCACCAAAAAUAAGACUGUCUCGUCCAAUAACUGCAAUGCCAUUUGAAGGAACAAGGAAGAGACGUAGAGCAACCAUUGGAGAUUAUAAUUGGUCUAUUGGUGAUAGAGUAGAUGCAUGGAUACAAGAUAGCUGGUGGGAAGGAACUAUCACUGAAAAGAGCAAGAAAGAUCAAACUACUUUAACUGUCCAUUUUCCAGCUCAGGGGGAAACAUCUGCGGUUAAGGCUUGGCAUCUUCGCCCUUCUCUCAUAUGGAAGGAUGGUAAAUGGAUUGAGUGGUCAAGCUUGAGAGAGAACAUAAGCUCAUCUCGUGAGGAGGGUGACACUCCAAAUGAAAAGCGCCCAAGGUUGGGAAGUCCUGCAGGUGAGAUCAAAGGAAAGGAUAAGAUUUCAAAGGAUGAUGAUCUUUCAGAAUCUGGAAAACCUCAUGACCCUGCCUUAAUGCAAUUAUCUAUUAGUGAAAAGAAAUUUAAUAUCGGUAAGAGCACUAGAAACGAGAGUAAACCUGAUUCUCUCAGAAUGAGGAGGACUGGUUUGCAGAAGGAAGGAUCAAGAGUGGUUUUUGGUGUUCCUAAGCCUGGAAAAAAGAGAAAAUUUAUGGAGGUGAGCAAGCAUUAUGUGGCAGAUCAGAAUAGUAAAGUCAGUGAACCUAGUGAUUCAGUCAAGUUUACAAAAUAUUUGAUGCCUCAAGGACCGGGAUCACGUGGAUGGAAGAGUACUUCUAAAAGUGAGCCUAAGGAAAAACAUGCCACACUAUCUAAAUCUAAGGUUCUUAAAUCUGGAAAAGUACCUAGUGUAUCAGGUAGAACUAUCCCUCAUAAAGAUGAAUUGCUGGGUGAUGCAGUUGCAUCAGAGGAUGAUUCUGUUUCAGAUCAUACAGUGAAUAUCAAGGAUUCUGCAAGUAAUGUUGAGAGUACAUCAGGAAAGAAUAACCUUUUGGAGUUUCAGUCCUUCUCUAGUGCUGAGGGAGCAGCAGAGGGCCCAAAUAUAUUUUCUUCAGUUGGUGCCUCGUCUGAUGCUCCAUCUAAGAAGAUAUCUGCAUCAAAUAUCAAAUCUGAACGGGCCAGCAAAGGAAAACUUGCUCCUGCUGGCGGAAGGCUGGCUAAGAUUGAGGAGGACAAAAUAUUCACUAGUACUUCUGCGAAAUCUACUCAGGAAGUUAUUGAGCCUCGACGCUCUAACCGCAGAAUUCAGCCAACAUCUAGAUUACUAGAAGGGCUACAAAGCUCGUUGAUCAUCUCAAAAAUCCCAUCAGUAUCACAUGACAGAGGUCAUAAAAGUCAGGGCAGAAGUGCCUCUAGGGGGAGUAAUCAUAGUUGAGAUGACAAUGCCAGGUCCAUGGCAAAUAAGCUCAACAGUUAGUGGAUGAUCAAAUACACACCAGCUUAGCUUCUGUUUAUAAAGUAUAAUAGAAGAAAGCUAUUGCUUCAGUCAGUUUAAUUAUGGUUACUAGUUGGUAGAUGUUCAUAUUGAUUUUUAGUUUCAUAACAGUUAUGAUUUGAUGUCCUUAGGCCUUUACCCUAAUAGGUUGUAUAUGAAAAUUAUCAGCGUAGUUUGGCAUGAAAUUGAAGGUGAAAUUGAAGGCAGCUUUUGCACAGACGAUGAGCCUAAUAUUUUGUUGAUCCAUCUUUUGCUUCAUGAGAAAUUGUACAUUACAAAGCAUUGGGUGUCA
This is a messenger RNA of Carica papaya (papaya), 4665 nucleotides long. The record is from RefSeq and is a predicted model, not a curated record. NCBI's taxonomy places the organism in Eukaryota, Viridiplantae, Streptophyta, Magnoliopsida, Brassicales, Caricaceae.